AUGGCAAAUUUCAAUGGUGAAGCAUGUGUUAAUUUAAGUGAUGACGAAGAGUGUAGUUUUGAUGACAUUGAUAUUUGUAAAGAUAAUGAUAUUGAAAAUUUUGAAGAAGAGAAUGAAGAUAUUUCUAAUGAUAGUGAAAGUGAAAUUGAUAAAGUAGAAAAUGUAGGUUUAAGUGGAUUUGAUUACAAAAGUUAUAUUAAUUUAACAGCAGAGGAGAUUUUGGAGAUGGAGUUCUGUAGUGAACAUGAUGCUUAUAAAUUCUAUUUUGGUUAUGCAAAGUAUCAUGGUUUUGGUGUUAGAAAAGAUGAAGUUGGUUAUGACAAAAAUCACAAUAUUGUAAUGCGUCAAUUUUUGUGCAACAAGGCGGACGAAACAAUUGAAACAUACAAGUGGGUGUUAGAAACAUUUUUGGAUGCAAUGUGCAACAAAGAACCGAAGUCCAUUGUGACAGAUGGUGAUGGAGCAAUGUGGGAGGCAAUAAAACAGGAGUUAGUUGUUAAGCAUGAGGUUCAAGAUAACAAUUGGGUUAAUGAAGUUUAUAGGAAGAGGGGCAUGUGGGCUCAUGCAUAUCUUCGUGAUAAAUUUUUUGCAGGAAUAAGGACAACGUCAUUAUGUGAAGGGAUUAAUUCUUGUAUCAAAACCUAUAUAAGGAGGAAAAAUACAAUUGUUGAGUUGUUGUAUAAUUUUGAGCACUCCUUAAGGGAUUUUAGGUACAAUGAACUAGUUUCUGAUUAUAAUUCAUUAUAUACUGAGCCUGUUCUGACAUCCUCUCUUCGAAAAAUUGAGCGACAGGCUGCUAAUUUAUUCACAAGAAAUAUUUUUAAACAAGUGGCAUCAGAAAUUAUAACUGCUGGAUCUUUGAAUGUGACAAACAAAUUUGAAGUUGAGGAUAAAGUUUGUUUUAAGGUGGACAAAUUUUGUGAGCGUGACUGGGAACAUAAUGUUGGAUAUGAUAAAGAAGAAGGUAAAUUUGUUUGUGAUUGCAUGAUGUAUGAGUUUUGUGGCAUUCCAUGCUCGCACAUAAUAUGUGUCAUGCGAUAUGAACACAUGGAGUGUUUUCCAAGUAGUUUGAUUUGCAAGAGAUGGUUGAAGGAUGCUAAAAGUUCAUAUAUGUCAUCUUUUGAGUCAGAAGUUGAAGAUACUGAUAUGAUGGUUAUGGCUCGUUUUGCAUUAUUGGCUGCAUGUUGUAACAGUCUGUGCAGUAUUGCAGCAAAAAAAUGUGAUAGUUUCAAUUUUGUUAGAAAUGAAGUCCUCAAGUUAAAAGAACAACUUGAUAAGAAGUUGCAAUUAAAUGAAAAUAUUGAAAAAAAUGAUAGUUGUGAUCCAAAUGUGGUUAAGACAAAAGGUGCUCCAGUAACAAAAAAGAAGAAAAAGAAUAGUAGAAAAUGUUCUAACUGCAAGAAAUCUGGUCACUUUAUAACAUGCCCUGCUGUUGUUUCUCAGCAGCAUGAUGGUAAACAACCAAUGGUGAAGGCUUGUGAGGUUAAGAAUGAUAACAAUUGUGAGGUUAAUAGUUUGAAUGAAUUCCCACAACAGGAAAUUUUGUCAAUGCCUAAUCCAAUGGACACGCAAGACAAUAUAUAA
This is a messenger RNA of Cajanus cajan (pigeon pea), 1584 nucleotides long. NCBI's taxonomy places the organism in Eukaryota, Viridiplantae, Streptophyta, Magnoliopsida, Fabales, Fabaceae. The record is from RefSeq and is a predicted model, not a curated record.